AUGAAUGGGGAUAUGCCUCAUGUUCCCAUCACUACUCUUGCAGGGAUUGCUAGCCUUACAGACCUUUUGAACCAGCUGCCUCUUCCAUCACCGUUACCUGCUACAACAACAAAAAGCCUGCUUUUCAAUGGACGGAUAGCUGAAGAGGUGAAUUGCCUUCUGGCUUGCAGAGAUGAAAAUCUGGUUUCACAGCUUGUCCACAGUCUCAAUCAGGUGUCAACAGAUCACAUAGAAUUGAAAGAUAACCUUGGCAGUGAUGAUCCUGAGGGAGAUAUACCAGUCUUGCUGCAGGCUGUCCUGGCAAGGAAUCCUAAUGUUUUCAGGGAGAAAAGCAUGCAAACCAGAUAUGGAGUACAAAGUGGAAUGAUGAUGUCGCAGUUUAAUAUUUCUCAGAAUUCCAUGCGAGGUAGUCCUGCAUCUUCCAAUUAUCAACAAACCACUAUCUCACAUAGCCCUUCCAGCCGGUUUGUGCCACCACAGACAAGCUCUGGUAACAGAUUUUUGGCACAACAGAACAGUCCAGUGCCUAGUCCAUAUGCUCCUCAAAGUCCUGCAGGAUACAUGCCAUAUUCACAUCCUUCUAGUUAUACACCACAUCCUCAGAUGCAGCAAGCUUCAGUAUCCAGUCCCAUUGUCACAGCUGGGAUGAGGACUCUCCAUGAAAAUAAAGUUUCAAGUCAACUGUCUGGAAAUUCAGCUAAUCAUCAUGCUGAUAAUUCUAGACAUGGCUCAAAUGAUGACUAUCUACAGAUGGUGCAUAGGCUAAGUAGUGAUGAUGGAGAUCCUUCAAUAAGGAAUGCUGCAUCUUUUUCCUUGAGGUCACCACAGUCAGUCUGCUCUCCAGCUGGAAGUGAUGGAACCCUUAAAGGAUCAAGACAACCUUUAAUCCAACAAUCUCAGCCUCCACCUUAUUCAUCACCUAGAGAUGUUCCCCCAGACAUAUUGUUAGAUUCUCCAGAAAGAAAGCAAAAGAAACAAAAGAAAAUGAAGUUAGGCAAGGAUGAAAAAGACCAGACUGAAAAAGCUGCAAUGUAUGAUAUCAUUAGUUCUCCUUCCAAGGACUCCACUAAGCUUACAUUAAGACUCUCUCGUGUAAGAUCUUCGGAUACGGACCAGCACGAUGAUAUGCUUUCUGUUUUGGAAAACAGCAGCGUGUCAGAGGGUGAUAUUCCUUUUAAUGUGCAGUACCCAGGACAGACUUCUAAAAUACCCAUUACUCCACAGGACGUCAACCGCUCACUAAACGCUGCUCAGUGUUUGCCGCAGCAUGAGCAAACAGCUUUCCUUCAGGCACAACAAGUGCCUGUUUUACAACAGAACGCUUCAGUUACUGCAAAACAACCUCAAACUCCUGUGGUACAGACACAGCAACAGGUUUCGCAACAAGGAACUAUAACGUCAUAUGAUGAAGUAGAAUUGGAUGCAUUGGCUGAAAUUGAGCGGAUAGAACGUGAAUCAGCUAUUGAAAGGGAGCGAUUUUCAAAAGAAGUGCAAGAUAAAGAUAAGCCUCUAAAGAAGCGAAAACAGGAAAACAAACCGCAGGAGCCUGGAGGUACUACUGGAGGAAAUAGAGCAGCUUCUCAGGAGACAGGUUCUGCAGGAAAUGGGGCGAGGCCAGCAUUGAUGGUUAGUAUUGAUCUGCAGCAAGCAGGAAGAGCAGACUCUCAGGCAACAGUAACUCAGGAUUUGGACGCCAUGAGAAAACCUGAAGAAAUUAAGCAGUAUAAUGAUGGAUUUGUGUGUGUUCCCCAAGAAGAUGCUGUUGGAGUUCUUCAAUUUAAACCUGAAAACCAUCCUGAGAUUUUUAUGAAAACGUCAGACUUCGAGGGUCAGAAGACAGAUAUCCAGCAAAAUGAAAAAAGACAAAUGGAAUUUCAGCAAAAUUUGAGCGGGGGAUUGGAAAGUAAACACAGUGAGAACAAACAGAUACAAGCUAAACAUGAAAGCAAGCAUGAAAGCAGACAUAUAGAAGUGAAGCACAAUGAGAACAGACAGAUAGAAUCAAAACAAAAUGAGAGCAGGCAAAUGGAGAUGAAACAAAAUGAGGGUAAACAAAAUAAUGGCAAGCAGGAAAUAAGGCAGAGGCCUGAAAUGCCAAAACAGAAGAGUGAAGGCAGGCCUGAAACACCAAAACAUAGACAUGAUAACAGGAGAGACUCCAGUAAAGCAUUGUCAGAUAAAAAAUUUGAAAUAUCUAGGCAUAAACUAGAUAUGAAAUCUGAUCUUUCAAGGAUAAAAUCUGAAAGUAGAUCUGAUCUAACAAAACAAAGGCCUGAUGGACGUUCAGUUUCUGAUACACCGAGGUGUGACUAUGAUAGCCUUAAACAAAGAUCUGAGGACAGGGAGGAGUCGGAGAGAUACAGAGGAGAUCCAUCCAAGAUUAGAAGGCCUGAAUAUUUGAGAUCCUCAAACAAAAAUGAACAUGAUUCUAAGCAUGGUAUUAAAUCUGCUGGUUCAAAAGUUGAGAAAUUUGAAAGGAAACACAGGCACGAGUCUGCUGAAUCAAGGGAAAGGUUUUCUUCUGGAGAUCAGAAAUCAAGAUCUGACAGCCCUCGCAUUAAACAGGAAGGUAAAGGAGAUUCUAGUAAACCAAGACCUGAUAAACCUGCUUUUAAAUCACCCAACAGCAAGGAUGAACGAAGGACAGAUGGUAAUAAGAGUAAAGUAGAUAGUAAUAAAGCACAUGCUGACAAUAAAGCAGAGUUUCCCAGUUAUUUGUUGGGAGCAAGAUCUGGCACACUGAAACAUUUUGUCAUUCCAAAAAUCAAACGUGAUAAAGAUGGCAAUGUCACUCAGGAGUCAAGGAAAACUGAAUUUAAAGGUGAACAGAAGGACAAAAUAGAGAAGAUUGGGCUAGCUGAAGAUCUAAAUAAAGGAGCUAAGCCUGUAGUUGUCCUUCAAAAACUUUCAUUGGAUGAUGUGCAGAAAUUUAUUAAGGAUAGAGAUGAUAAAUCAAGAGGCUCUUUUAAACCUAACAAGAACAAAUCAUCCAAAUCUAAUAAAG
Indicator indicator is the source of this 3004-nucleotide messenger RNA. Its product is annotated as nipped-B-like protein. The annotation marks the transcript as partial. NCBI's taxonomy places the organism in Eukaryota, Metazoa, Chordata, Aves, Piciformes, Indicatoridae. The record is from RefSeq and is a predicted model, not a curated record. The transcript is spliced from 9 exons. Gene Ontology annotation, cellular component: Scc2-Scc4 cohesin loading complex. Gene Ontology annotation, molecular function: chromatin binding. Gene Ontology annotation, biological process: embryonic viscerocranium morphogenesis; establishment of mitotic sister chromatid cohesion; establishment of protein localization to chromatin.